CCCUGGGGCUCCCUUACUUUGAGACUGGAGCCUAGGAGACAGGCAGAAUGCUUCAAACCAGCCAAGUACUACUAUCUCGGGUUACCUCCCCUUUGCAGGGCUCAGGAGCCCAGAGGCCAAUUUUGCGGUUUGAUGGAGAAGCUUUCCGUCUCAAAAGGACAGGGGAACUAAUACGGGCCUUGUUAGUGCUUCGGCUCUGUGCAUGGCCCCCACUGGUCAAUUAUGGUCUAACGCUUCUGUCUUGGUCCCGGAGGCUCCUGGGCUCCCGGCUAUCUGGGGCACUACUUCGGGCUUCAGUGUAUGGGCAGUUUGUGGCUGGGGAGACAACGGCUGAGGUGCAAGGCUCUGUCCAGAGGCUUCAAGGACUUGGGCUGCGGCCACUGCUGGCUGUGCCCACUGAGGAAGAGCCAGGGACAGAUCGGGGAGGGGAAGCCUGGUAUGAGGGAAACCUGAAUGCUAUGCUGCGUUGUGUGGACCUGUCCUGUGGGCCCCCAGGAUCCCUACCACCCCAGCCAGCCGUCAUGCAGCUCAAAGUGACAGCACUGACCAGUGCCCUACUCUGUAAAGAACUGACGCUCCGACUCAGGGAGCCUGGGACUUCCAAAGAGCUAAGUCCUGAAAGGUUUGCUUCCACCAUGGAAAGUGGUAAGGACCUAUGGAUUUCCAGUCUCAGCCCUGAGCAGAAUCAGCAUCUCAAAGCCUCGCUGAGCCGUUUCCAUCGCAUUGCUCAGUAUGCUCGGAGCCAGGGUGUGCGGCUGCUAGUGGAUGCCGAGUACACCUCUCUGAACCCAGCACUGACCCUGUUUGUGUCUUCCCUGGCUGUCCGCUGGAACUGCCGGGAGGAAGCUGAUGAGGAUGGGGCUCCCUGGGUGUGGAACACCUACCAGGCCUAUCUCAAGGAUACAUAUGAGCGACUGAAUCAGGCAGCAGAGGCAGCAGAGCAGAAAGGUCUGGGUUUUGGGGUAAAGCUGGUUCGUGGUGCGUAUCUGGAUUCAGAGAGGGCAUUUGCUCAGCAUAGCAAGACAGCAGAUCCUACCCAGCCCAACUAUGAGGCCACAAGCCGAAGUUACAGCCGUUGCCUGGAGCUGAUGCUGGGACAUGUUUGCCGCCGGGGCUCACGGUGUCAGCUUAUGGUAGCUUCCCACAAUGAAGAGUCAGUGCACCAGGCCGUUAAGCGGAUGUCAGAGUUGGGCAUUCCUCCGGAUGGUGCUGUUUGCUUUGGACAGUUGCUGGGCAUGUGUGACCAUGUCUCCCUUGCCCUGGGGCAGGCUGGUUAUGCCAUCUACAAGUCUAUCCCCUAUGGCUCUCUGGACGAGGUGAUUCCCUAUCUGCUUCGUCGGGCCCAGGAGAACCGAAGUGUGCUUCAAGGGGCCAGGAGAGAGCAGGGGCUGCUGAGCCAGGAACUUCUUCGGCGUUUGUCUCGCCGUCCUUAAGACAUCACCUCAUUUCUGGCCUUCCCUCUCUUCACCCCAUCUGACAUUAAAGUCUCUAAGAGAAAAUCACAUCUAA
Molecule: messenger RNA, 1509 nt
Organism: Vombatus ursinus (common wombat)
Lineage: Eukaryota; Metazoa; Chordata; Mammalia; Diprotodontia; Vombatidae
Gene: PRODH2
Product: proline dehydrogenase 2
Exons: 10
Coding region: 48-1433 (461 amino acids)
Cellular component (GO): mitochondrion
Molecular function (GO): FAD binding; proline dehydrogenase activity
Source: RefSeq, a predicted model, not a curated record